CGCGGCGGCGACGGCGGCGGUGGGAAGAUGGCGGAGUCCGGCGGCGGGGGCGGCGGCGGCGGCGGCGGCGGCGGGGUCCCGGGCCAGGAGCGCCCGAGCAGCAUGGCCGAUAAGCACGGGGCCCUCAAGUGCACCUUCUCGGCACCCGGCCACAGCGCCAGCCUCCUGCAGGGUCUGGCUGCCCUUCGUGCGCAGGGCCAGCUGCUGGACGUCGUGCUCACCAUCAACAGAGAGGCCUUCCACGCACACAAGGUGGUCCUGGCUGCCUGCAGCGACUACUUCCGGGCCAUGUUCACGGGUGGCAUGCGCGAGGCGAGCCAGGACGUCAUCGAGCUGAAGGGGGUGUCGGCCCGUGGCCUGCGGCACAUCAUCGACUUCGCCUACAGCGCUGAGGUGACACUGGACCUGGAGUGCGUUCAGGAUGUGCUGGGCGCGGCUGUGUUCCUGCAGAUGCUGCCCGUGGUGGAGCUGUGUGAGGAGUUCCUCAAGGCGGCUAUGAGCGUGGAGACCUGCCUCAACAUCGGCCAGAUGGCCACUGCCUUCAGCCUGGCCUCACUGCGUGAGUCGGUGGAUGCCUUCACCUGCCGCCACUUCCUGCAGAUUGCGGAGGAGGAGGACUUCCUGUGCCUGCCGCUCGAGCGCCUGGUUUUCUUCCUGCAGAGCAACCGGCUGCAGAGCUGUGCUGAGAUCGACCUGUUCCGCGCGGCUGUCCGCUGGCUGCAGCACGACCCGGCCCGGCGGCCACGCGCCAGCCACGUGCUGUGCCAUAUCCGCUUCCCUCUCAUGCAGUCCUCGGAGCUGGUGGACAGUGUGCAGACGCUCGACAUCAUGGUGGAGGACGUGCUGUGCCGCCAGUACCUGCUGGAGGCCUUCAACUACCAGGUGCUGCCCUUCCGGCAGCACGAGAUGCAAUCGCCACGCACCGCCGUGCGCUCUGACGUGCCCUCGCUGCUCACCUUUGGCGGCACGCCCUACACCGACAGCGACCGCUCUGUCAGCAGCAAGGUGUACCAGCUGCCUGAGCCAGGCGCCCGGCACUUCCGCGAGCUCACGGAGAUGGAGGUGGGCUGCAGCCACACGUGUGUGGCCGUGCUGGACAACUUCGUGUAUGUGGCUGGGGGCCAGCACCUGCAGUACCGCAGUGGCGAGGGUGCGGUGGACUCCUGCUACCGCUAUGACCCGCACCUGAACCGCUGGCUGCGGCUGCAGGCUAUGCAGGAGAGCCGCAUCCAGUUCCAGCUGAACGUGCUGUGCGGCAUGGUGUAUGCCACCGGAGGCCGCAACCGCGCUGGCAGCCUGGCUUCCGUGGAGCGCUACUGCCCACGGCGCAACGAGUGGGGCUACGCCUGCUCGCUGAAGCGUCGCACCUGGGGCCAUGCUGGCGCUGCCCUGGGGGGCCGCCUCUACAUCUCGGGGGGCUACGGCAUCUCGGUGGAGGACAAGAAGGCGCUGCACUGCUAUGACCCCGUGGCCGACCAGUGGGAGUUCAAGGCCCCCAUGAGUGAGCCCCGCGUGUUGCAUGCCAUGGUGGGUGCCGGCGGCCGCAUCUAUGCCCUGGGCGGCCGCAUGGACCACGUGGACCGCUGCUUCGACGUGCUGGCCGUGGAGUACUACCUGCCUGAGACGGACCAGUGGACCAGUGUGAUGCCCAUGCGGGCUGGCCAGUCAGAGGCCGGCUGCUGCCUGCUGGAGCGGAAAAUCUACAUUGUCGGUGGCUACAACUGGCGCCUCAACAACGUCACGGGCAUCGUGCAGGUGUACAACACUGAGACAGACGCGUGGGAGCGGGACCUGCACUUCCCCGAGUCCUUCGCGGGCAUUGCCUGCGCCCCUGUCCUGCUGCCCCGGGCCGGGACCAGGAGGUAGCGCCGGCCACCCCCGCCAGGCCGCAGGUCCGGUGGUGCAGGGCCGAUCCCUGCGCUGGCUCGCCGCAGCCUGGCUGGGCCCCCCGGUCCUCUGUCCUGCCCACCCUGACAGUCCCGGCUCCGCUCCUGCAUUCUCCCCAGGUGGCUGCUGAGCCCUGCAGUCCUGUUGCACCGGACUGGGUCUCCCCAUGGGAUCACUGAUGGGCCAUGCCCACUGCCUGCCCUCCCUGCGGGACCGGAGCUCCUCGCCCCUUCCCGUCCCCCGUGUCCCUCUGCUUUGACACGCGCUCACUCCACCGCAUGACGCGCUCAUGGC
Heterocephalus glaber (naked mole-rat) is the source of this 2181-nucleotide messenger RNA. It is a transcript of the gene Klhl26, whose product is annotated as kelch like family member 26. Lineage: Eukaryota; Metazoa; Chordata; Mammalia; Rodentia; Bathyergidae. The record is from RefSeq and is a predicted model, not a curated record. Gene Ontology annotation, molecular function: protein binding.